GUACUAGCACAUCCUCUUGUCCAGCAGGGAGCGGAAAACUCUCCUUGCAACAUGGCUCCCUUUCUCUCCCCCCUCUCUUCGCUCUCCCACCUCUCCCUUGCCAGUACCAAAACUCUGGCAUCCAACUAAAUCAUUGUGUCUUUUUGGCGAAGAAGUGGGAUUGGGAUAGACAGAACGGAGAAAGACAGAUAGGUGAGGGUGACACAGGGACAGAAAGUGGGGGAAGGAAAGACCAGAGCUGUCAAUCUUCAUGCUUUGAAUUCAUCUUCGUCAAAAAAAGAAAUAUUUAUGCUUCAGCUUAGACUUCAGGUUAAGUCUGUUUCUCUUCAGCUGUUACUUUGCAACAUUAACACUUAAAUAUCAUUUAGAGUUGUGAAGGGGAUUCACAUCAGUAGGAAGGCAUUUUUGAGUAAUGUCAGACAGUUUGGCUCCAGUUCUGACUUCAGACACUGACAGGCGAACGCUGACAGGAUUGCAUGGAGUGCGGCUGUGCAGAGGGAGGAGGGAGACGGCGCUUAAGUGCUGCGCACAUUCAACAUGCUCCUUCACAGAUCAUUUCGACUCUGACGGAUUCUGCAUGACAGGCAGACGAGGAACCUCACAACAUGUGUCAGAGUCGUCCCUAGACAACUCAGAGAAAGACGGAACUCCUCAGAACUAAAGUCACGAUGACCAGAAAAGACAAAACAGGAACAAUUGCUAUUGCAAAACCUGAAAAUUAGAAGUACUUUGCACUGCAGGGGUGGGGUGGAGGGAAUGACUGUUUCUCCUUAUAGUAGAACAACUAUUUUCCUCAGUAUUCAGCAAAAAAAACCUCACCACAAUCAAUGCUGCAGCAUGACAGGAAAAACAAAGUGAUUUUGAAGACAGUUUUAGUAACAGCAAUGCUAGAACUGACCUUUCAAGCAUAUAAACAGUGCAUCGUAACUUUUUUAAAAAAAUUCUUUCUUUUGUUCGGCAGAUUCUUUGAUACCAGUCCAAUCUUCAAGGAUCUGGGCCAUUUCAAAUCUUUCCAGAGAUUUUGAGUCACAUCCUCAGACAACACACACCCACACACACGCACGCUACAGACAGCUGAACAGACUUAAGAAAAGCAGUCACUGGGGAUUUGUUGAGAACAUAAACUUUGCCACUCAGGAUGUACUGUAAGAAAUUUACAGACACACACAUUAAAUUUAGAUCAAACUCUGCUGUACGUUUUCGCCGGAUCCAGCUGUAAAGACGUGAGUCUUUCAUUCAGCACUGUGAGGACUGCAAUGCAGAGUGACCAGGAAGUCAUCAGACACAAGAAGUUACAACAUCUAAAACACAAAAGAGCAUCUUGCUGAAAUUGGAACACCAAUCAGAUUGGAUGUCACUUUUACAGACUCUUAUUGAUGAACAUGAAACCAUUAGAUUAUCUCAAAUGUGAUGAAGAGACACACUUUCUGAAAGAAGAACGAGGUUGAUAAGUGAUUCUUUAUUCCAAAGACAUUAGCACCAUGAUGGAAAAACUGAAACAUUCUGCUCCACCUGCCUCCCCACCUGACCUCCUUCGUCCCACCUCCUCUUCCUCUCCCUCAUCUUCUACUUCUUCACAGUCCUCUGCAUCCGUGGAGCUGCACAGUCCUUCAACGUCCUCAGAUCCCACUAGAAGCCCAAAGCCCAUAAAUAAAGCUGAGCUAAAUGAACAUAUGAACAUCUCUACUCCAGCCACAAUUCGAUCUCCCAUCAUCCUAACAACAGUGUUAACCAGUCACCAAGCAGGUGCAUACGAACCACCUGAGUCUACUGCCAGGGAGAUGGAGAAAGAUGACGAGAUGGAAAAACUUGAGGGAUCAAAAACCGUUGCCUCUAAUGCUCCUGCAUCCACAAAUGGAUCCCCGACUCUUUCUUCCCCACCGCCACUCCUCCCUGCUCCAGCCAAGACAUCUCCGUGCCCCCUUCCGCCUGCAACUUCCACCUCAGCUGUCCUCUCAUCAUCCUCACUGUCUCCUCUUCCUCCACACAUUCCAGUCAUCAGCCUUGGUCACAGCAAGCCCCCUCUGCCUCUCCCCAACACCCCUUUGACUGCUCUCCACCCAAUUCCCAGCCUCAUCCACGGACCCCACAGGGACAUUCGGCACAGCCAGCAGACCUGUUUGACCAUGAUCAGUCCUGGAGCGUCAGGAUUACCUGGAAGUCCUGGAGGCCCUUCCGCUGGUCCUUCUGGGCCCCUCCUGGCUCAGCAGUAUCUCCCCACACAUCCAUUCCUCACCAGUUCCUACCUGGGACCCUCAGGGGGAAGCUAUGGUGUCAACAACAACAUCCGCAUUAAGAGGAGGCCCUCUUCUCAUUUUGAGAUGGAGAUCAACGAAUGCCCUCCUCAGAAACUUGCCCGCCGGGUGUUCACCAACAGUCGCGAGCGCUGGCGGCAGCAGAACGUGAACGGGGCUUUUUCUGAGCUCAGAAAACUGAUUCCUACGCACCCGCCCGACAAGAAGCUCAGCAAGAACGAAAUCCUGCGUCUGGCCGUGAAGUACAUCAACUUCCUGGUCACACUGCUCAACGACCAGGCUCAAGACAAGAGCAGGAACUCCGCUGAGGACCGAGCAGAGGAUGACAGCAGGGCUGCUGGGUUGGACGGUAACAGUCAGAGGACUCUGUUUCAGAGGGACACCCCGCCCGCAGCAGCCCGUCCCGCUGCUGUGGCGUCAGCCCACAGAGAUUCAGCUGACUCAGUCAUUGCAUUGGUGAACUCUCCAGCAACGUCCAGCUGCUAUGGAGACACGGACAGUGAGGAGAGCUUUGGGGCGAAGACCGCUUUGGUAACGCAUGAUAUUCUGGGAAAAAUUAAAGGUCAGAUUAGGAUGGUUGCUGCUACAAAUGAUGAGCGGUGACUUUAAAAGACCUGUAGAGGCGCUGGGAGGAAAAUGUAACAUGCAACAAACCAGGAGCUGCCAAGAAUAAUAGAUUUUUUCCCCCCUUUGAUUAUCCAGUUUUUGAAAAUCUGCCUCUAAGUAGUGUGAAUAAAAUGUCCAUUUUGGUGAUAUUUCAUACUUAAUAGCUUGUGUUUUUGUGCAAACAUUGAUUUUGAAGUGUUGCGCAUGAAAUAAACCUUUGCUUAGCGGAAAGUUUAGCCAUGAAAUUUAACAGAACAAUCAAAAUAUAUUGCAACCCAAUAACCUGGAGCAUGCUAUAGUUCACUGCAAAAGUAAACAUCCCUAUUUCAUGUGGCAUCACAUUCAAACCAUGAACACCAAUGUGUUUUAUGGGGAUUCAUUAUAAAUCGACAAGAAGCAGUGCAUUACUGAGAAGUUGAAGAAACAAGUACGCGGUUUCAAAACGUUUUUGUCAUAAAAUUUUCAAAAUUGUAGUAUAAUAUUUGCAUUCAGACUCUUUAUUUCUCAUUUCCUUGGAUAAAAUACAAUCCAAUGAUCUGCCUUCAGAAGUCAGUAUGAAUACAACUGUUCCUCCGAUGUUUGCUGACAAACUAAUAGCAUCAUGAAACCAAGAAAUACAGCAAACGUGUCAAGGAGAAAGUUGUGGAGAAGUAAAGUGCCUUCAACACACACGUGAUAAAACAUGGUGGUGUCACCGUCACGCUGUGAGGAUUUUUUUUCUUCAGCAGGGACCCUGGUUAGAGUUGAUGGGAUGAUAAAUUCAGCUAAACAACUUAAUCCUAGAAGAAAACUUAGAGGCUGUAAAAGAUUCCUGACUGGGGCUGAGGGUUCACCCUGCAGACAGUAUUGGAAUGGCUAAGUCAAAGUCCAGUCCUUUUAUAGAUAAAAAUCUGACUCAAGAAUUGUCAAUUGAUGCUCACAGAUGCUCUCUGUCCAUUCUGAACGAGCUUGCACUAUUUUGAGAAAAAGGAAUUGGUAGUAAAAAAAAAAAGCCUGCAGUAAAAGAUAGUUAAAGAAACUACUUUCUCACAGAGGAUGAAUAGAUUGCAUGCUACAUUUUUCAGAAUGCUUUAUUCAUAGAAUACCUUGAAAAUAAUUUUUCCUCCUCUUUACAAGUGCAAUACUUUGCAAUGUUCUAUCUUAGGAUGCUACAUUGAAAUGCAUGGACACUUGAGGCUGUGAAAAUGUUAGAAUACUUUUGCAAGGAACUGCCACCUUCCAUCAAGUAAUGGCAACAUAGAUUCCAGUAACUUCUUGCCUCUUUUGGAAUUAAUUUAUUUUGACAAAAUAUGGGAAACAUGGUUUUAACUCUCAAAAAUGUCUUGCAUAAAUGUAUUUUGUUCCCAUCUGAAUCUUAGAUGUUUACGUGUACAGUUACAAUCUUCAUCGCACCAGCAGAAAAGCUCAUGGCAUGCUUCACAAUUUGCUGUGUUAAUGUUCUUCCUGUCCUUGUUGAAAAGAAGCGGGUCCAUGGUUCCACCCUGAAGUUGUGACACACUUCUACCAGACAAUAAUAAAGUGUGCUUUACGCUGCUGUUCCUUA
Gambusia affinis (western mosquitofish) is the source of this 4404-nucleotide messenger RNA. RefSeq names its product LYL1 basic helix-loop-helix family member (gene lyl1). Gene Ontology annotation, molecular function: DNA-binding transcription factor activity, RNA polymerase II-specific; protein dimerization activity; RNA polymerase II cis-regulatory region sequence-specific DNA binding. The coding region runs from base 1482 to 2858 and encodes 458 amino acids. Gene Ontology annotation, biological process: regulation of transcription by RNA polymerase II. The record is from RefSeq and is a predicted model, not a curated record. NCBI's taxonomy places the organism in Eukaryota, Metazoa, Chordata, Actinopteri, Cyprinodontiformes, Poeciliidae. The transcript is spliced from 4 exons.